UCCACCUGGAUCGUAUGGCGAAAACUGUUCUUUAGAGUGUCCUAAUGGGACUUAUGGUUCACUUUGCAAAGAAGAAUGUACCUGUGAGACAGGAUGUGAUAAAGUCAUUGGAUGCAUUAAGCCAGAAUCUACUAGAUACCGAUAUGAAAUUUUGAUCUAUACAUUAGCUACGAUUAUUCCCUUGAUAAUCAUCUGUCUGUGUAUAUUCUUCCUGGGGAAAUGCUUUCAACAAAAGCGAAAACAAAAGAAAUCGUCUGCAAAGAAUUUUGUCGAUAUUCCUCCUUACGACGUAAAUCUACAUAGAAUGCCUUCUUCGACCAAAAUACUUCAUGAUGCAAUCUCUGAUAAAACACCAGUUGAUGUAUAUGCAACCAUAAAAACGGAAGAAGAAACUGGAUUACGUCAUAACGAGGACGAGCUUGAUGACGGAGUGUACCAUACACUUACUCUCCGUGUAACAAGAUACGAGGAACCAGUCACGAAGAAGCGCCUCGUUAGAAGAUAUUCCGACUCCUCUUCAACGUAUAUGAAAAGUUCUGCAUGCAAUUUAAUACGAUCUAAGGACAAUUAUGACCUGUUUUAUGAAUGCAAGAGAUCAUCCUCAUUAAGAAUCAAGAACAUUGAAAGAAAAGACAACUGUCGCGAAAAUAUACCUGCUCAAACAAUGGAAGAUGAAGAAAGAGAUAAUUUUGUAACGUCAUCGACAGGGAAGGAGAGUGUUCCUUUACCGUUUGAAAAGAAUUAUAUUUAUGAUGUGGCUAAUUGUGUAGAGCAUGAUAAGGCAGCUGUUAAUCUUAACCACAAGGAAUUAUUUCUCAAAGAAUUAUCCUCUCAUCUUUUACAUUUUAAGAAAAUAUGUCCGAGAGUGUAUAUAUCUGAAGAUCUUGUUCUUAGAAUUAUUUGCAAUUUCAACU
Saccostrea cuccullata (small rock oyster) is the source of this 914-nucleotide messenger RNA. RefSeq lists its product as uncharacterized. The transcript is spliced from 4 exons. The annotation marks the transcript as partial. The record is from RefSeq and is a predicted model, not a curated record. Lineage: Eukaryota; Metazoa; Mollusca; Bivalvia; Ostreida; Ostreidae.